GGUUUUUAUUCAAUUCGUCCCUUAACUUUUGUCGACAACAGUACACUUUAAUUAUACCACAUCACUUACGCCAAUGCCUACUACUGCUACGGGUAGCAGUCCGCAGAUGCCUCAUACUGAGGCUUCAUUUCACGGAAAGAGUCUCAAUCCAAAUGAACGUGCUUUCAACCGAAAUUUGAAUGUUGAAGACCUUGGUAUGCCUCCAAGAUCUUCAUCGAUUUCACCUCGUACAAAACCUCAAGAGAACGAAGGGCUCGAAGAACACGAAGAUUUAUCACCUAAUCAUUCCAUACCUUCAGGUGAUGAGGCAGACUCGAUUCACCAUUUUCUCGCACAGAGCUGGCAUCCUGACUCACAAGUGCCGAAAUCAGCCCAGGUUCCCCAAUACAAGAGUGCAAGUAUAGCAAUUCCAGAAGCUAGUCGCCAGCCUCUAACAAGAAGUGUUUCGCAGCCCGCAGUUCCUAUGCGACAUGCUCGAAGAGCAAGUGACAAUUCGGUAAGCAAUUUCAACCGUUUCACCAAAAAUUACAUAAUUCCAGCUGCAAAAUGGGCUUACUCUCCCAUUUCUGGUAGUAGCAAAAGUAAAAAGAAAACCCAGCAAUGUGAAUAUCAGAUAGAGUACUCAGUAUUCAAACCGUUGAAGCACUUACGACCUGUAAAGACUCAUAAGGAUUUCAUCAUCCAUUGGAGAACAAUUGUGGAAGAUGAGACUGGCCAACAGUUCGACUAUCCAGAAAACUAUCUAGGCCAACAUGACUUCAAUAACCUCGUUAAUAGCAUAACGGACGUGAUUGAAAUCGAGCAUCUCUUUCCCCAAAGAAUCGCUGCUGGUUCUUCCGGUAGCUAUUUCAUAGAAAAUCGCAAAUUAGUGGCACCUGGUCAGACAAGAGUCUAUAAGGCUGGUGUUUUCAAGCCCAAAGACGAAGAGCCCUAUGGUCCAUUAUCUCCAAAGUGGACAAAAUGGCUUCACAGAACGUUUUUCCCUUGCUUCUUUGGUAGAUCUUGUCUCAUUCCCAACUUGGGUUAUAUCAGCGAAGCUGCAGCGUGUGUUUUAGAUCGACAACUCUUGUCUUACAUUGUACCUUAUACCGAUGUCAUCUACUUAAGAUCGCCUACUUUCUACUACUCGUACUUUGAUAGAGCUUCUACUGUGAUGAAACUCCCGCGUAAAAUUGGCUCUUUCCAGGUAUUCUUGAAUGGCUACAGUGAAGCAAUCGCUUGGUUUCGUAGAUUCCCAGUUCCACAAGAUGUGACCAUACUUCCAGCUAAUCUGAACAUCACAGUCGGAGCCAAUGAACUGGACUUGGAUUCUAGGUUUGUAUGGUCUACAGCCAGUCUCCAGCAAUUCAGAGAAGAGUUGGAGAAAUUGGUUAUCCUUGAUUAUAUAAUGAGAAAUACCGACAGAGGAUUGGACAACUGGAUGAUUAAGAUUGUCUGGAAGACUAUACUGGAAGAAGGAGACGAGAAGACUUUGACCCCAGUAAUUAGAAUCGGAGCCAUUGACUCUGGUUUGGCAUUUCCCUGGAAACAACCCGAUGAAUGGAGAUCGUUUCCGUUUGGCUGGUUGUUUCUACCAUUGUCAAUUAUAGGACAGCCGUUUUCUCUUAGAACCAGAAACCAUUACCUACCUCUAUUGACAUCCAAACAGUGGUGGGAACUGACUGUGACCAACCUCAGAAAGGUAUUUGAGAUGGAUAAUGAUUUCAAGGAGAGGUUGUGGCUCAGACAAGUAGCUGUGUUAAAAGGUCAGGCGUUUAAUGUUGUUGAAAUUUUGAAAUUGAGCUAUGCUGGACCGUUGGAAUUGACCCGUAGAGAAAACUUGGAAAUCAUUGACGACAUUAACCAUCUUCCAGAUCUGGUGAAUAACGAUAGUUUGUUAAGGGCAAUGAAAUCAAGCGUAUAUGAACUUGGAAUAGGUGAACAUGGCUACAGUCCCUACAAUAAGAAUUCAGACGAAGAAGUAACCCCAGUUGCGACUACCACCCACAAUGAAACUGAGCCGUUAUUGGGCCAUUCAUCUUCAGCACCGCACAGUCAAAGGUAUCUUGAACCUAUAGGCGUAACUGGCUUUGAGUACAACCUCAGUAAACACGAUCAGCACACAGACCACAGUCAUGUUGGCCGCAGAGUUGUCAUUGAGAGGUUGGUUAAAGCAGACAGCAAGCCCCCAGUAUUCACAUGGUGCUGAUAAGUAUGAAUUAAUGUAUGCUAGAAGGAAAUAAUUAGAUAUAUUUAUUUAUAUACACAAACUCUAACGGUU
Scheffersomyces stipitis CBS 6054 is the source of this 2260-nucleotide messenger RNA. RefSeq names its product 1-phosphatidylinositol 4-kinase (gene LSB6). Gene Ontology annotation, biological process: phosphatidylinositol phosphate biosynthetic process; Golgi organization; endosome organization. The transcript is spliced from 2 exons. NCBI's taxonomy places the organism in Eukaryota, Fungi, Ascomycota, Pichiomycetes, Serinales, Debaryomycetaceae. Gene Ontology annotation, molecular function: 1-phosphatidylinositol 4-kinase activity. Gene Ontology annotation, cellular component: fungal-type vacuole membrane; trans-Golgi network; endosome. The record is from RefSeq and is a predicted model, not a curated record. The coding region runs from base 74 to 2188 and encodes 704 amino acids.